Molecule: messenger RNA, 1098 nt
Organism: Strongyloides ratti
Lineage: Eukaryota; Metazoa; Nematoda; Chromadorea; Rhabditida; Strongyloididae
Product: MADF domain-containing protein
Exons: 3
Coding region: 1-1098 (365 amino acids)
Biological process (GO): regulation of transcription by RNA polymerase II
Cellular component (GO): transcription regulator complex; nucleus
Source: RefSeq, a predicted model, not a curated record
AUGUAUAUUAUAAAAAAAAAUAUAAAUAUGUCUAGUGAAAUAAAAGAGACUACCUCUGUUAUUGAUAAUUUAGUUAAUUCAUUUAACAGAAGAAAUUCAAAUGUAUUAACAGUAACUAAUUCAGUUAAAUCUACCUCUUUUAAUGAAUUAUUAAUACAAAAAGUUAAAGAAUUUCCAGAAUUAUAUGAUCAUCAACAAAGAGCCUGUACUGAUAAUGUUGAAAGAACAAAAAUUUGGGAUAUGAUUGCAUAUUCAAUUGAUCCUACUAUACCAGGUGAAUUUGCAAAAAAAAGAUGGCUUCAAAUGAGAGAUAGAUAUAGAAAAGAAUUAAAACUUGCUUUAAGAGAUAGCUUUAAAUUUCCUCCUAAAUGGGUGUAUUUUAAAAAACUUACUUGGUUGGAUUCAUAUUUAAAAGAUUGUUUUAUACAGGCAGGAUUUUCAUAUCCUAUUAAACAUGAUUCCGAAGAAGUAAUUGAUACAGAAAUUCGUAGUGAAUCAAUAGAAAAUAGUAAUCAUGGAAUAUAUCUUGAUAAUAUUUCUUCAUCAAUCACUUCAAAUUCUAUGCUUCAAAAAAUGAUCUCUAAUACAAAUAGUAUUAAAAAAUAUCAUGACAAUUAUAAUGACCAUUAUAAUGAAGAGGAAAGCAUAACACAAUCAACAAAUAAUCACUCUUUAACACCUGAAUCACGAUCAUCAAUAGAAAAAAUAUAUACCAUUGAAGAUAAAAACGAUAUAAUUUUAGAAAGGCAAUCACCAUGUGUAAUAGCACCAAGAAUACAUAGAAUGACACAAAAUAUAUUAGGAAUGAAAAGAAAAUCAAGUCAAGGAAUAGCAAAAAAUCAACUUAACAAUCAUUCCAUUUCACUACCAAUAACAAAUAAAAAUGAAACUGAUUCAGAAGAUGUUGAAAUUGUUAAAAAAUCAAAGUUAGAAGAUACAUUUUAUACAACAAUCUUAGAAUGGUUAGAAGAUGAAGAUUUUUUAUUGACAAAACUUAUUAUUACAAGAUUAUCAAAAUUACCGCCAAAUGUAAAAAAAAUUACUCGUAGAAAGUUAUUUAAUUUGUUAGAUGAAGCUGAAGAUACUCAAAAUGAUUAA